AUGGAUUCUACAGAUGGUAAAAACAUAGGAUUUGUUAAAAGACAGGAAUUGAUUAGUGAAAGUAAGGAAAUAGAAAUGAUUGGUCAUCUUCACGGUGACAUUUUUAACCAAGAUAAAUUUUUAAUUAAUGGUGUUGAAAUGAGUGUUAAAUUGGUUCGAUCAAGAGAGAGUUUUAAUUUAAUUGUUGGGUCGAACGAUGUAAAGUUUAAAGUUUGCAUUACGGACGCAACUCUUAUUGUGCGACGAGCACGAAUUAAUCCAAGUGUAUUACUCGCACAUCAAAAAGUUUUAGCUUCCACCACUGCUAAAUAUCCUAUUACUCGAGCUGAAGUAAAAGUUUUAACAAUUCCUUCAGGUGUUCAAGGAAAAACUCUUGAUAAUAUAUUUUUAGGACAGGUACCGAAAAGAUGUAUAAUUGGAUUUGUGAACAAUUCUGCAUUUAAUGGUUCCCUUACUAAAAAUCCAUUUAACUUUGAAAACUAUGGUAUUAAUUCUUUCAGCUUAUAUAUUGAUGGUCAACAAAUACCUUCAAAAGCUUUGCAACCAUCUUUUAAUAAUAGCAUAUUUACAUCAGCAUAUCAUACUCUAUUCUCGGGAACUGGUAUUCACUUUCUUAAUGAAGGAAAUGGAAUCUCUUGUGAACAGUAUGGCAAAGGUUACUGUCUAUUAGCAUUUGACUUAACUCCUGAUUUAUCACCUAACUCAUCAACUCAUUGGAAUCUCAUAAAGCAUGGUAGUGUAAGAAUAGAAGUACGAUUUGAAUCCUCAUUAAUACAAACAAUUAACUGUAUAGUUUAUGCUGAGUUUGAUAAUAUUAUUGAGAUAGAUAAAAACAGAAAUGUUACUGUAGACUAUAGUAGUUAA
Molecule: messenger RNA, 864 nt
Organism: Parnassius mnemosyne (clouded apollo)
Lineage: Eukaryota; Metazoa; Arthropoda; Insecta; Lepidoptera; Papilionidae
Source: the annotation of a GenBank genome assembly